AUGACGAGCAAAAUACCCAACGCAAAAACCCAAUAUACCUCAAAUGCCUCGGAACGAUAUCCGGUAACUGCACCAUGGUUGAUGGCCUUCGGAAAUCAAUCAAAUACCCAAGCCAAACACAAGCACUCCUUCAAAAAGGACCCGAGAGCAUCAACAUUUUUACCUGGCCAGGGGCGCAAGCCGGUCAUGUUGCCGAACCCCUCUCUGGUGUUUUGA
Messenger RNA from Puccinia triticina, 216 nucleotides. RefSeq lists its product as uncharacterized. The coding region runs from base 1 to 216 and encodes 71 amino acids. The record is from RefSeq and is a predicted model, not a curated record. NCBI's taxonomy places the organism in Eukaryota, Fungi, Basidiomycota, Pucciniomycetes, Pucciniales, Pucciniaceae. The transcript is spliced from 2 exons.